Messenger RNA from Leptidea sinapis, 3465 nucleotides. RefSeq lists its product as uncharacterized. Gene Ontology annotation, biological process: iron ion transport. Lineage: Eukaryota; Metazoa; Arthropoda; Insecta; Lepidoptera; Pieridae. The transcript has 8 exons. Gene Ontology annotation, cellular component: plasma membrane. The record is from RefSeq and is a predicted model, not a curated record. The coding region runs from base 144 to 2426 and encodes 760 amino acids. Gene Ontology annotation, molecular function: oxidoreductase activity; copper ion binding.
UUGUGUUCUGUGUGCGGGCUGCAGUUUUGGUGUGCGGUCGUGACAUAGAGAACUGAUCGUGCGGUUUACUGACGGACGGGACAGAUGCGCGACCUGUAGUGUCUGGAUAAUACUGUCGACAGGACCCCGGGAACACUGCGGAGAUGGGUUUCAGUGGAAGAUACUGUUUAUUGACAUUGUCAUUGUGCCUAGUGACUGAACAGGCAAUUGGUGUUAGAGUCAUGCCCAAAAGAAAGAAAGAAACGAUAGGCAGUCUCGAUGAUCAGUCCACAUCAGCGUCAUGGUGGCAAGCUGGAACAGCGACUCCAUUCCGUGACAGUUCAAAUGGUUUCGCAUCAACACAUGGAUUAGUCCAAACACAUCCAAGUGGAAAUGAUCCAUUCGCAGCGUUUGGUUCUAUAGCCAGCACAAUUGGGCCAUCACCAAACCCAUUUGUUCAAACAAGUGGUAAUGGUCCUUUAAGUGGAUCGUUUAGGAAUAAUCCAUUGCCACCUAUAGCUCGAAACGCGAAUGGAAAGCUAUCUUUGAAGCAUUUGGACUUCACCAGCAGUGCUACAGCUGAACUUCGAAGGAAUCCAGCGCUCUCUGCACCGGACGAAUGCGCUAGAGCCUGCAGAGAGAAUGAACCGCCCAGAAUUUGCUAUUACCAUUUCACAUUGGAGUUCUACACUGUUCUGGGAGCUGCCUGUCAAGUGUGCACACCAAACGCCACAAAUGUCGUGUGGUCACACUGUCAGUGUGUGUUGGCCGACGGAGUGGAGCGUGGUAUUCUGUCAGCCAACAGAAUGUUGCCCGGACCCUCCAUACAGGUGUGUGAGAACGACAAGGUGGUCAUCGAUGUGGAGAACCACAUGGAGGGGAUGGAGGUGACGUUACAUUGGCACGGGAUCACUCAGCGCGGCUCGCAGUACUACGACGGGGUGCCCUUCGUCACUCAGUGCCCCAUACAGCAGGGGAAUACAUUCAGAUACCAAUGGCAAGGGAACGCGGGAACACACUUCUGGCACGCCCACACGGGUCUUCAGAAAUUGGACGGUCUUUACGGAAGCAUUGUUGUCCGUCAACCACCAUCAAAAGACCCUAACAGUCAUUUAUACGAUUACGAUUUGACAACGCACGUAAUGCUGAUAAGUGACUGGCUUCACGAAGAUGCUGCCGAAAGGUACCCGGGCCGUCUGGCUGUGAACACGGGUCAGGACCCUGAAAAUGUGUUAAUAAACGGGAAAGGACAAUUCCGAGACCCUAAUACGGGAUUCAUGACCAACACUCCGCUAGAAGUAUUCACGAUUACUCCUGGAAGAAGAUACAGGUUCAGAAUGAUUAACGCAUUUGCGUCUGUCUGCCCAGCUCAGGUCACGUUCGAAGGACACAACCUGACAGUGAUUGCAACUGACGGAGAACCAGUUCAGCCUGUACAAGUUAAUACCAUUAUCUCGUUUUCAGGUGAACGAUAUGAUUUUGUGAUCGAAGCCAACAAUAUCCCUGGUGCGUACUGGAUUCAAGUACGUGGUCUUGGAGAAUGUGGCAUUAAAAGAGCUCAACAGCUCGGAAUAUUACGAUACGCUCGCGGCCCUUACCAGCCGUCCACUACUACUCCGACUUACGACGUUGGCAUACCGCAAGGAGUGGUAAUGAAUCCUUUGGACGCAAGAUGUAGUGAACCAAGGAACGACGCAAUUUGCGUCAGCCAACUCAAAAACGCUCAACACAUUGAUCCUGCCAUCUUACAAGACCGGCCUGAUGUUAAAAUAUUCUUGCCAUUCCGUUUCUACGUAUACAGACCAGAGAUGCUCUUCCAGCCGAACACGUACAACAGAUACUUAGUGGCGCCACAAGGAGAUCAUGUGAUCAGUUUAAUUGAUGAAAUCUCAUACAUGUCCCCUCCUGCCCCUCUCAUUAGCCAAUAUGACGACAUUAAUCCCAACCAGUUUUGUAAUGGCGAUAACAGGCCCGCUGAUUGUGGUCAAAACUGUAUGUGCACCCACAAGAUUGAUAUACCACUGAAUGCAGUUGUUGAGAUUGUCCUGGUCGACGAAGUGCAAAUUGUGAACCUAUCCCAUCCGUUCCACCUGCACGGGUAUUCAUACAACGUUGUCGGUAUUGGUCGUUCACCAGACACCAACGUUAAGAAGAUCAACCUGAAACACGCUCUCGAUCUUGACAGGAGAGGUCUGCUUGAGCGUCAUUUGAAACAAGGAGACCUGCCUCCCGCGAAGGAUACGAUCGCUGUCCCCAAUAACGGCUAUGUCAUUUUGAGAUUUAGAGCAACGAAUCCCGGAUUUUGGCUUCUUCACUGCCAUUUCCUCUUCCACAUCGUGAUAGGCAUGAACGUUGUUCUGCAAGUUGGUACACAGGGUGACCUACCACCGGUACCUCCAAACUUCCCCACCUGCGGGGAUCACCUUCCUCCAAUAACAACAAACUAAAUCGGUUCCUAAAAACAUUUUUCCUUUUUGUACGUGCAUCAAUGGUGGACCAGUUGAUUUUAAGUUAACUAAGUGUAGUAAAAUAAUUUUAUGUCUGUUUUGUGUGAUGUGUAACGGAUUCGAAGUGCUCGAGUCUGUUUUCUUUUUGUUAAUUUUAUAUUCGAAUGUUCAACUGGUGUUUGAUAGCAUGAGAUUAUUUAAAGGUGAUUCUUGUGAGAAUAUUUUGUACCGAUUCAUUUAGUUCAUAUUGCUGCUGUAUUAUUGAUGCGUCGCAUCGUGUUGAGUAUCUUUGUUAUUUCGAUAUUGUUUUUCCUAGUACCUAUUCGUUCUAUGUUUCAACUUGCCAUUUCGUAUUUUGAAAUUAUAAUAUUUAUAAAAAGGUGAAUAACAUACUAACCCAAGCAUUGUCGUGUGUAACAAUCCAGUCAUUUUCUAUAAUUAAUCUCAUUUUGUGCAUUAAAAUAACUUGAGUGAUAAUAAUUAAUUUAGCUUCUAAAGUACAACUUGUUGCAUUGUGUGUUUCAUUAUUAAGUCAAUUAGUUUCAAAUGGAGUUAGUCUUUAAAUGGAUGGAUGGUUUUAGCGCGUCGGUGUGAAUAAUACAUUAGAUUAAAUUUAAACAUAUUGUAUUAACAAUUCUAACACGCAUGCUACACGAGUACAGCACUUUAUUGUAAAUAUAUAUAUAAAUGAAUAGACAAUACUUGUAAAUACACGUACAUAAUAAAACACUUAGGAAAACAUGUGUAUACUUACAGAUUCCAAGACUGUAAGGCUGAGUCCACACAUUUCAAGUCAUAACAAUGCCACUAUUAAAUUUCAGUGUGUAGUAUUCCUUAUUAUAGAAAAUAAGAACCUAUUCGGUUAAAGUUACCAUAGCUGUUUAAAAUUCUGAUGACCGAUAGAAAGAAUAAUUAUUUCUUAAAACGUAUUAUUAAAACACUCGUAAGAGAGAGAGUAAAAAGAGUUGGUAUAUUUAUAACAAUUUAUUUUAAGAAAUUUGUAAAUUUUUGUACGAUUUAAUAAAAUUUAUAAAGUAAA